Molecule: messenger RNA, 4005 nt
Organism: Gigantopelta aegis
Lineage: Eukaryota; Metazoa; Mollusca; Gastropoda; Neomphalida; Peltospiridae
Product: cyclin-dependent kinase-like 5
Exons: 19
Coding region: 415-3060 (881 amino acids)
Biological process (GO): protein phosphorylation
Cellular component (GO): nucleus
Molecular function (GO): protein kinase activity; ATP binding
Source: RefSeq, a predicted model, not a curated record
UGUGUGCCUUAUAGAUAGACAGCUUUAUGAUCAAUAUGCUAUAAAAUUACGAUAACAGCGUGUAAUUUUGAGAUAAAAAGACUUAAUUCAAAGCCUAUAGAAGACGUGAUUGGCAAAAUAUUCACACAUCGAAGUUAUAUGAGACAAAUAAUGACAAAAUCUGGUUUUACAGUGUGUUUACGUCGUCUGCAAAUACAACAUGUUGCAUGACGAACGCUUCAUGUUUUGUGGAUAAAAUGUUUUUCCCCGUUAUACAAUAUAGGAAAGAGACUUAUGUUGUAAAAUAAUAUUUGUGACGUGACUUAUGCUGGUGUCAAUAUAGGAGGUCAUGAUUUGAAUAUAGAUUAUGCAUGAAGAGGUAAUCUCAAAUGCAUUUUUUUAGUGGAUCAUGGAAAAAGAAACAACUGCUAUGUGAUGAACAAAUACGACAUACUGGGGGUUGUAGGUGAAGGUGCCUAUGGAGUGGUAUUAAAAUGUCGUCAUAAGGAAAAUGGAGACAUGGUUGCAAUUAAGAAGUUUAAAGAUAGUGAAGAAAAUGAAGAUGUGAAGAGAACGACACUGCGCGAGCUGAAGAUGCUGCGCGCCCUGAAGCAGGAAAACAUUGUGGAACUGCGGGAAGCCUUCCGACGCAAGGGCAAGCUCUACCUCGUCUUUGAAUAUGUCGAAAAGAACAUGUUGGAGUUACUGGAGGACAUGCCUAACGGUGUAGAACUGGAGAAAGUGCGCAGCUACACCUUUCAGCUUUGCAAAGCCAUUCAGUGGUGCCAUUCCAAUGAAAUCAUUCACAGAGAUAUCAAACCUGAAAAUUUGUUAAUUAGCAAAAAUGGCAUCUUGAAAUUGUGUGACUUUGGUUUUGCGCGGAAUAUCACAGGUGGAAAUGAUGGACUGUACACAGAUUACGUUGCAACUCGAUGGUACAGAUCACCAGAAUUGCUUCUUGGAGCUGCGUAUGGCAAGUCGGUUGACAUCUGGGCUAUUGGUUGUAUUCUCGGAGAACUGAGCGACGGACAGCCACUGUUUCCCGGGGAGAGCGAGAUUGACCAGCUGUUCGUCAUUCAGAAGGUUAUUGGGCCUUUGCCUCCAGACCAGAUGAACAUGUUCUACGAAAACCCACGCUUUUCAGGACUGAAGUUUCCUGCUGUAUCGACUCCUGAAACGCUUGUAAAACGAUACCAAGGAAUCCUAAACAGUGCUCUCAUCGACUUUAUGGAGAUGACUCUUCAGCUAGAUCCACCAGACCGUGCGUCAAUAGAGGACUGCCUGGAUCAUUCUUGUUUUGAGACCGAGCGACUUCUCAACCGACAGAACCCUCCUGCCAGAGGCACGAGUGCACACAUCAAAAAACGCAAAACUGACUACAAUGAGCAACUCAAUGGUGACUGUUCUAAGGCAAACAGUCGACCAUGUUCAGUAUUUGGCUUAGACCAUAAAGAAGACUUAGAAAAAAUGGACAUUUGUGAUACUGGCAAGGUAGACCAGCAAAACCAAAUUCAAAGCAAAUACUUGAAACAGGUGAAAAAUCAGUCAAAGAUCAAAUCAAACGGCAAGGAUGUGGUGCUCACACAAGUGAAAAGUCAAAACGACAUCAGUGAGGAGAAUUUCGAUGUCAAUGUAAGGGAGUACAGAUCACAGACUAAAAUUGGCGUCAGUCAGUCACAGCACAACAUGGAGAUAGAUUCGGAUUUUAGAUCUAAAAAUAUUGCUAAGACGGAUAAUCGACAUCAGAGUACGUUCUCUGACUUUCGUAGUACGAACAAUAGGGAUUUUUAUUCUAGUGUUUCUAAGAAGCAGCUGCCGUUGUUGGACACGGGCGAGGAGGCCGAGAGUGAGGAGGGUAUGGACUGGACCGCUUGUGAUUCCAAGUACAUGAAGAAGAAGGAGCCAGUACACCAUUCGGAGACGGAUCACAAUAACGACCAGCAGACGAACGACGUAGACGAACACUCGACAGACACGUCCUUCGACAGUCGCAGCAAUAAGGCAAGCACCUACACCAUAAACCUUGAAGCUCCUGGUCAGAAUAAUCCUCUUAAAGGUUCUGCAUCACCACGGAACGAAAGGAAAAAGUUUUUAAACCAGGCCACGCAGGAUGAAUUGUACAGAAUUAAGUCGAGUACGUUGGGAAAGAAAAAGAGCCGAGACGCUGCGGCUCCUAUUAAUAACGUAACAGAGAAGCUGUCUGAUGCCAAGCUUCAACCAUCAGGUGAGGCUGCCUCGAGAUUCAAGGAAUCACACAACUAUGCUCCAGCCAGGAAACCACGGAACCAGUAUAUUGAUGAGCGAAGUCAAUCCCCAGACUUCAGUUUCUCUCAGCACGAUAUGACACGUGACUCCCGCCACCUGAACCUGCAGGCUAGGUCGUAUGCGAAGUAUGCAGGUCACCAGCCCUACCAUCUCCGCACCGAGUCCCCGUCCGUCAGUCAUCACUCGUCAUGGCGGGGAAUUGACAACUCGGGACAUCCAGAUAGACACAAUGGAAUUUCAAUGUACAGUCUUGCCAGGAGAAAGAAGAAACAAAAAUUCAUGCAGCAAACCACUGCUGAUGUAGCCGAUGGUAGCAUUUCUCCAUCGACCACCGUGCGCAACCCAUCUCGUUUGUCACGAGUCGACUAUGACUGGAACGAAGCAGAGGCAGCCGAACUGUAUUCACCUCGGGACGUUGGGACACAGAGGGAUAUGAGCUACUCUCGAGAGAGGAAACCUUUCAAGCAGUCCCCGAUACAGCUGCAGAAAUUAAACCAGGCGGCAGUUGAUCGGGGUCUUCGGUUGCAGCCUCUGCAGAAAUCUUUCAUCCAGCCAGCCACGAACAUGCAGCACGUGGAUGGAUAUCCUGGUAAAAACUACUCAAGGACUGACAAUGAAUCAAAAGUUCUUUCCUCAAUGUCGGGAACAGAACUUCGGACGGGAACGAAAUCGCGACCUUCUUCCGUGAUCCGAGACAACAAUCAUGACAGUGGCUUUAUAUUGCCAAAGGGCAACGAACUGCGGCCUGUUAAAGGUUUCAAAUUCAACAAACCACAGUUGGAAAACCGCGGCGGGCAUCACGAACCUUUCAUGUAGUUGAGGGGGGGGGAAACAUCCAUGACCACGGAGUUGAUAAAUUACAUUACCAAGUUUGCAGAGAUUUCAUAAGCUGUUGAAUGGCAUGCUCAGCUUAGCUUAGCUCAGCUCAGCUGUGUAUUUGAGAAUAUGCAUUGUUUUCAGUGAAGUCUCACGCACUUGAGUUACUCCCACAUAGUAAACAAGAAAGUAGUAUUGCAUCGAUGUGUGUAGCUAGUUGAUAUUUGCUGACCCGUCUCACAACAUGUCUCACAGAUUGCAGACAGUACGGUAAUUGUUUCAAAAUUAUCUGGUCAUGUUAUAUAUAGUAAGUACACUUUUACGUUCACUAGGUGAUUUUUUCUUCUUUUUUUAAUUCGUGCAUCCAACAUAGUAUAGUGUAUUUUUGGUGCAGAUGACCAAGAUGUGUAGUGAAAAUUGUACCAUGUUUUUGUUUGAUAAAAUAUUUAAUAUUCAAACAAAUUUCUGUGAUAUUUGUAUAAAAUAAUAAUUAUUGUUUAUGUUUUUUGUCUUUUGGAAUUAUUGUUUACUUUUUUUGGUACUAUUCAUCAAUUAAAUAACACUCGAGGUGAAGCAUGUUUGGAAUGCAUUAUGUUUGCAUUCUAAAUGUGCUUAAUAUUAAAAUGUUACUAGGGGGUGGCGUUUUAAAAAAUAUUUUCAUGUUUUGGUUUCUUUCAUAGGAUGGGCUAGGUGUGCCCCUUGAUUUACAUGAUGAGUAUGUGUAUAACAGUUACACACAGGUCUUAGUAGUUUAUUGUUAGGGAUGUUUUAAACACCUAAUAGAUGCUCCUGAGAUUUGUACACAUUCACAAAACAGGACAUAAACCCAAUAUAUUUUAAUAUUUAAAAUAUGGUUAUUUUUAUAUGCCCAUCUUUAUAUACUGAUGGAAAGAAAUAAAGGAUCACACAGAUAGCAACAAGCAAUAAUGACUGCAUCAAAAAUCA